Messenger RNA from Paramuricea clavata, 4457 nucleotides. NCBI's taxonomy places the organism in Eukaryota, Metazoa, Cnidaria, Anthozoa, Malacalcyonacea, Plexauridae. The record is from the annotation of a GenBank genome assembly.
AUGUACAAAAAACCAAUGUCGAAAGAUUCACCUCACCGCCAAUUUAUUGUUGAUAUGCUGGAAUUCAUUGUGCCAAUAAAGGGGAUAGACAAACAAAGUGAAGCAGACGUGACAAAUCAGUUGCGAUGUUUGGAAGGUCUCAAGAUGACUUUAAAAGGUAUAUGUCAGUUAUGCACACAUACAUCAGUUAUGUUACCUCAUUAAAGAUUCACUCCAAUUCCUCCUGACAAGACGUCUCAACCAAGAUGCCCUAGAAACCUUUUUGGUGUGAUCAGGCAGUGAAAUUCAUAUUAGUUGACCUGCACAGAAGCGCAUAAGCGAACAUAAAGCCUCAUUAAAUAUCAUUAUCGUGACUCAACCUACACAAAAUUGGUGAUUCUUAUUGAAUGCCAAUUCUCUUGCCAUGUUGGUCAUAUGAUAAUUAUUUGUCUCCAUGAUGUCUUUAAUUUCUAUAGUUUUUUUUGUAAAAUAUAGCGCACAGAAUUGUUUGAAUGCAGUUGUAAGCACGGAAUUAUUUCCAUACAGUUUUAAAUAUGUAAUGUAUAGAUACAUGGUAAAGCAAGGUGAAAUGGAUGACGAGUCAGUGGAAGAGAGCAAUGUUGAAGCCAAAUUGAAUGCCCUGCUGAACACAUUAGGGCAUCUUUUCCACUCAUUUUAUCAGCUAAUUGCUUUGACAGCAACCUGCACCCAGUUCCUUACCCUGACUGCGACCCUACAAUGUCAUAUGUGUUUCUUUGUACACUGCAAGGUGGCAUUUUAAUGUCCUACUUCUUUUAGCUUUCAUGUGCAGUAGUUUACUUGUCGAUGAUUUGAAUAUAUUCACCUUUGAGAAUCCCACAUGCGUAAAUAAUUUAGGAAUUUUUGAUCAUUCAAUUUUCAGUGCUUUGAUCGUUUCUUAUGAUUUACUUCUGUAACUGUAGGACAUAUGUGAAUAUGUGCAGGGAUUUGGCACAAGUUUGGUCUUUUGCUAAAGCCUGGUCCACACUAACAAUUUCAAAUAACAUUUUGUAGCUCUAAUGAAUCUACGUUUCAACUAUAUUUUAGUCAUCAUCAGGACAGAUUAGUGUAAUGUUACAAAUACUGAUAUAUAUAUAUAUAUAUAUAUAGUUAAGAAGGAGGAGCUUAAUAGUGUCACUGAAAUAUGAUCAGUUCUUUUGAAGCUUUGGCGCCGUGGUUGAGUUCUGGUUUCCUUCUGCGAAUUGCAAGGGAUUCUUUAUAUAAUAGUAGAGACCAGUGAUAGAUCUAUCAAUUAUCUUACAGUUCUCAAAUAUAAGUUGUGUUGUGUUAGUGUUUAUAGUUUCAGUAGAAUCAGGCGUUAGUUCCAUUAGGGUUUUGAGGUGUUGGAAGUGUUCACAAGAGUUAAUGUGGGCAUUGAUUUCUGAACUUUCGCGAUUAUUGUGUUCUUUAAAGCGUGUGAAAAGGCAACAACCUGUUUUGCCAAUAUACGAGCUUUUGCAACCAGGACAGGAAAACUGGUAAACUACGGAGCUUCGAUAUUCACUUGGAGUUUUAUCUUUGCAUGAUAGAAAACAAUUGACUUGGGUGGUUUUCCAGAGCAGAAUAAACUUGCAUGGACCUUUCAGCAAGCGGCAGGUUUUGUUAAUAAACUUUUUUGUCAAAGUGACUAACACAACACAACUUAUAUUUGAGAACUGUAACUGAUAGAUCUGAUCACUGGUCUCUACUAUUAUAUAAAGAAUCCCUUGCAAUUCGCAGAAGGAAACCAGAACUCAACCACGUCGCCAAAGCUUCAAAAGAACUGAUCAUAUUUCAGUGACACUAUUAAGCUCCUCCUGCUUAACUAUAUAUAUAUAUCAGUAUUUGUAACAUUACACUAAUCUGUCCUGAUGAUGACUAAAAUAUAGUCGAAACGUAGAUUCAUUAAAGCUACAAAAUGUUAUUUGGAGUUACUGUCCUUUUGUAUUUUAUAAAAAUACUCAGUGGUUCCCGUAACUAACAAUUUUGUUGGUGAUUUUGUGUUUCUGACAGAUGCAAAUGAGUGAACUUGCACACAAAAGUAUAUAAUUUAAUAUAUAAUAAGCCUCCAUAAUUCAGAAGCUGAUUAUUGAAUGGAAUCAAACCAAAAUUUCCGAGAAUUUAUGAAAGUUGUUGAUCCACUGUAUAUUACUAUAUUUUAAACAAAUUUUACUAAAAGUUUAAGACUUUGACAACUAAGUAGUGAACUAACUGCCAAAUACAGUAUUAUAGUAAUAUACCCAAACCAAACUACAUGACACAUUAUGAUGAGAAAUGGUUACAUGGUGUGUCUCAAUUUUUAUAAGACCCUUUUUUUUCUGCCUAUCAGUAUAGGGGCUUUAGGACACUAACUUGUUAAGCGACUAAGCUAAAAAUGAGCUUAGUAUGAACUUAUAUUUAGGUAUACCUAUGGUAUUCAAAGAAAAAAUCAAUGUGUUGAUAAUGUUAAAAAAAGGUUAAUGUUAAAGGUAAGGAUUCAGUUUCGCACACUACAGACAUAUGGUCAGACAGAGCAAUGACAUCUUUUCUUGGUGUCACCAUACCACACAUACAAAUAUAUUAGAUCCCACGACCAGUGCUGAAGAAUUGCGGUCAUUCCUACGGAGUUGUAAGCGCUUUAGUGGUUCACACACUCGAACACGAAUUGCAGCAGCCUUUGAUGACAUUUUAGAAACAUAUGUCAUAAGCAACAAGGUGGAAUACAUUUUGACAGAUAAUGCUUCAAAUAUGAAGAGUACAUUCAAAGUUAAUUUUCCUACUGAGGAUGAUGAUGAUAAUGUAGAUGAUGAUGCUCUUUCUGUAAUACAAUCACAUGUUCUAGACGAUGAAUCGAUCUGGGAGACCCUGGAUGGUGCAGAAGACGAGAUCAGAGACGUUCUUGACAAUAACUGCAAGAAAAAACUGUCCUGCUUUUCCCAUUGUUUACAGUUUAAAUUGUACUUAAUUAUAAAUGAAAUUUAUUUUAGACAAGAAAAAGAAAAUGUUUGUCUAAUACAACACAAACCAAAAUUCUGCACAAAAAGGUAUAAACAUUCAAUAAAGUGUGUGCCCACUUCGAUAACACAAUUGGUGUGUAAUUUUAGUUCUCAAAUAUGUUAGAAUAUUUUUAUUUAAAUUGAUUUCUAACAAUUUUAAUAGGUUUUAACUUUAUCAGUGCACCAGUACCAGCAGCAAUUUUUGCUCAUCAAACUGCAAUGAACAAGUUACACCACCAGAAAAGGACACUGGAGGUGAUGAGACACUCAAUUGUUUAAACAAAAACUGGGAUAAUGUGUCAUAUAUAAAUUUCUAUACUGAUUAUAGUCCAAAGAUGUACAAAAAACCAAUGUCGAAAGAUUCACCUCAACACCAAUUUAUUGUUGAUAUGCUGGCAUACAAUGCGUCAAUAAAGGUGAUAAACGGACAAAGUGAAGCAGACGCAACAAAUCAGUUGCGAUGUUUGAAAGGUCUAAAGAUGACUUUGAAUGGUAUAUGUCAGUUAUGGCAGCACCUCAGUAAAGAUUCACUCCAAUUCCUCCUGACAAGACGUCUCAACCAAGAUGCCCUAGAAAACAUUUUUGGUGUGAUCAGGCGGUAAAGAGGAAAUUGCAACAAUCCCACUCCAUUUCAGUUCACAAGAGCCUUUCGCAAGCUGUUUGUUGACAACUACCUGACACCACUGGCAACUGUGCUGAUGAUCUUGAUGUGAUUUCAACUGUGCUGAUGAUGAUGCAUAUUUGAUUGGAUCACACCCUACCAAGCCAAAUUCACCAGAAAACAUGCCUAGCAGUGAUCAAACCAGUCCAGCACACAUGGAAACAGUUGAUGACACGGACUACAAAAUAAGUGAGAUAAUUUGGUAUGCAAAAAUGCAUUAACAUAUGUAUCAGUCUAUUUGUUUAAAAAUGCCUUAAUUGUAAUAUAUAUGCUACUGCAAUUUUGUAACAAAGAACAUUAAUGACAGCAGUCAGUUAUUCUGCUUUCUCAAAACCUUUGAAGGCAUCAAACAAUCAGUAGUAUUGACAAUUCCACAAGAUAUAUUUGUCAAUUAUAUAUCAUCAAUGGAAAACAUUUGUGAAAGAAUCGAACAGUUGCACAGAAAGGGCAAAAAUAGCAAAUUAUAUCAGUUUAUAUAAAAUAUAAAAUCAGUUUUCAGAUUUAGUAAAAUAAAUGUUUGCUGAUCCAGAGGCUUUACAUUUGCUUUGAUCAGCGUUUACAAAUUCCUCUGGGAAAAUGAUCAAUCAGUGUCUGAUGAAGCUGUAAACUCGCAGACAACAGCUAAACGACCGCAUUUGAAUGCCUACCCAGAGGCAGAUCAGCAGAAUGAAGUCGAAGAGUUUGGCAAUGAACUGGCUGCGCCUGCCUCACAUUGGCAGGCUAGCCCAGGACCGACUGAUUUUAUGGACUCUUUUCGCAAACCUUUACAACCAUUUGACAGAAAGACAAUAUGCCGAAAAUAUCCAAGACCAGAUAUGUUGAGGUGGCCUAUACUCCAGCCUUAG